Messenger RNA from Histoplasma mississippiense, 1371 nucleotides. Its product is annotated as ribose-phosphate pyrophosphokinase I. The record is from RefSeq and is a predicted model, not a curated record. The coding region runs from base 1 to 1371 and encodes 456 amino acids. Gene Ontology annotation, biological process: purine nucleotide biosynthetic process; 5-phosphoribose 1-diphosphate biosynthetic process. The transcript has 3 exons. Gene Ontology annotation, cellular component: ribose phosphate diphosphokinase complex; cytoplasm. Gene Ontology annotation, molecular function: ribose phosphate diphosphokinase activity; magnesium ion binding. NCBI's taxonomy places the organism in Eukaryota, Fungi, Ascomycota, Eurotiomycetes, Onygenales, Ajellomycetaceae.
AUGGUUAGGAAUAUUAUUGUGCUGGGAGGCUCAUCCCACCCACACCUUAAUAAGGCAAUAUGUGAGCAUCUGGGCAUUCCGCUGGCCAAUGUGCUGUUGUCGAAAUUCUCCGUCGGCGAGACUCGGGUGGAAAUCAACGAGUCUGUACGUGGAAAGGAUGUGUACAUUAUCCAGUCAGGUGGAGGCAAGGUCAACGACCACUUAAUGGAGCUCCUAGUGAUCAUUUCUGCUUGCAAAACUGCUUCCGCGAAAAGAGUCACCGCCGUUCUGCCUCUGUUCCCUUACUCCCGUCAGAGUGAUAUCCCUUACAACAAGAUUGGUGCUCCGCUUGUAAAGUCUUCCGUCCCCAAAUCUGACAUCGCUCCCAAUUACACAUUCGAGAGCACGCCGCCGACCCCACACGCUGGAAAAUCCGAAAGCAUUGGCCUGGUAAAUGGCAUCGACGGUUUACAAAAGGGCCUCACACAGAUUCAAAUUGAACAGCAUGACAUGUCUUCCAGCGGCAGUCCCCAGAAAGCCCGUUUUGGCCAUUAUGCUAACGGCCCGCAAAAAAACUGCGACACUACAGACUCCACCAAGUCAGAUACUAGCAAUCGAAACCGGAAUCCUAACGCUAUACCUCCUACUAACAGCAUUGCGAGCAACGAUGAUAUGGCGAGUGUGGCGUCGAAUUCGUCUAAAAUAAGCACUUUCCAACCACGUCCUGGAUAUCGACAAUGGGUUGCCCAAGCGGGCACCCUCGUGGCGGACCUUCUCACCUGUGCUGGUGCGGAUCACAUUAUCACUAUGGAUUUGCAUGACCCCCAAUACCAAGGGUUUUUUGAUAUCCCUGUUGAUAACCUCUACGGUCGACCAUUGUUGAAGAAAUAUAUCACGGAGAAUAUCCCAAAUUACAAGGCUAGCAUUAUUGUCAGUCCAGAUGCGGGAGGAGCUAAACGGGCCACUGCUAUAGCUGAUUCCCUUGGGAUGGAUUUUGCGCUGAUUCACAAGGAACGUCGCCCAACCAAAAUCACAGAUCGCCAGAACGCAACCAUGAUGCUAGUAGGUGAUGUCAAUGGCAGAACAGCUAUCCUAAUUGACGACCUUGCCGAUACCUCCAAUACUAUUACGCGAGCUGCGAAACUGCUAAAGAAGGAAGGGGCCUCACGGGUAUACGCCCUAGUUACACACGGAAUCCUCAGCGGAGAUGCUAUCGAGCGAAUCAACGCCAGCGCACUGGAUAAAGUGGUCGUCACAAACACUGUGGCUCAAGACGAACACCGAACCCGUUGCCCAAAACUGGAAGUCUUAGAGGUUGGUCAUGUUUUUGCUGAAGCUAUACGUCGUGUCCAUCACGGAGAAAGUAUCAGUGUUCUCUUCCAAUAUGAUUGA